Haliotis rubra (blacklip abalone) is the source of this 3455-nucleotide messenger RNA. Its product is annotated as tetratricopeptide repeat protein 38-like. The transcript has 14 exons. Gene Ontology annotation, molecular function: protein binding. NCBI's taxonomy places the organism in Eukaryota, Metazoa, Mollusca, Gastropoda, Lepetellida, Haliotidae. The record is from RefSeq and is a predicted model, not a curated record. The coding region runs from base 133 to 1527 and encodes 464 amino acids.
AGGUCAAGGAUAUUCAGCUCGCCCCAAGCAAGACAGUCGCGAGAUAACUGUACUGCAGGUCAGGUGCCUUUCAACUGCUGUUACCUGUACUGACACCUCUUGGGCAACACCACUGUUCUGGGUGAUUAAACGAUGCACAGUCAGUGGCGAGAUUGUCAGGAGUGGAAGAGUCUAGGGCUCCCACUCUCCACCACCAACAAUGAAGCCAGCAAGAUGUUUGAUGCUACGCUCACUCAGUAUGUGGGCUGGUAUGACGACGCAGGAACUGGUGGCAUUGAAACCUCGCUACAGAAGAUGAUGGACGCUGACCCUAACUUUGUUAUGGGACGCGUUCUGAAAAACGGCCUUGACCUCUUGGGAACCGGAAGGAAUGUCACGGUUGACAAGACCUUUGCAGGGGAGAUAAGCGAAAUGCUUCGACUAGCUGAGACAUCCAGUAUUGAGCGAGAGAAACAACAUGCACGUGCACUAAAGCUGUGGUCGGACGGGUUGACCCCCGACGCGUGUGACAUAUGGGAGGACAUUUUGCUACAGAAUCCCCUGGACAUCCUGGCACUCAAGUUUGCACACGACUCAUAUUUCUACCUUGGCUUCCCCAAUCAGAAUCGAGAUAGCAUAGCUCGAAUCUUGCCGAAAUGGAACCCAGCAAUGCCUCUAUACGGAUACCUGGUCGGGAUGUACUCUUUUGGCUUGGAGGAGUGCAACUUGUAUGACCAGGCGGAGAGAACGGCCAAGCAGGGGCUGAAUCUGAAUCCCCGGGAUGCCUGGUCCACCCACACACUGUGUCACGUAAUGGAGAUGACAGGGCGCCAGGAUGAGGGCAUCUCCUUCCUCACAGACACGGUCGAAAACUGGGCGAGUUGUGGGAUGCUGGCUUGUCACAACUACUGGCACUGGGCACUGUACUACAUAGAGAAGGGUGAAUAUCAGGGAGCCCUGGAUAUUUUCGACACCCAGGUCACUGUGAGAAGCUGUAAGUCUGGGGCACUUCUGGACAUGGUGGACGCUUGCUCUCUGCUCUUCAGACUCGAGAUGGAAGGCGUGGACGUUGGCGAGAGAUGGAACGACAUAUACGACGUUUGCCGACCUCACGUCGACGAUCACAUUUUAGCAUUCAAUGACGUUCACAUCCUGAUGGCGUGUCUAGCCUCCAAAAAGCCGGAUGCCGCCAAACAGAUGAUGGAAUCUAUCAAGCAAUUCGUACAGAACGGGCGCGGCACCAACCAGGCUGUGACGGAGGAGGUCGGUGUGUCGUUGUGUGAGGCAUUCGUAGCCUACAAGGACGGUGACUACGCCAAAGCUGUCGACCUACUGAAACCCAUCAGAUAUAACAUAAUAAAGAUUGGCGGCAGUCACGCUCAGCGGGACAUCUUUAACCUGUUCUUGAUUCAGGCUGCCAUCAAGUCCCCGUCUACGGAGCACCACAAGCUCGCCAGGUCGCUGUUGAUGGAGAGAAAAGCCCUGAAGGAAAACGCCCCAAUGACCGACAGGCUCAUUGCCAAGGCCAUGGCUGUCCACGCUGAUUGAAGGUCAAGGAUCAUCGCUGUUUAGGGAGAUCCUAUGUCGAGCUGACACAGGUCAUGCUGACGGAACGUCCAGUUUCGCGACGCACCACGCUGAAUGAGCCAUAUAAUCUGUUCUUUAUCUCAGCACCGCUUUACGCUGAGGCCACUCAAUAUCUGAAAGUUGAAAGGAAAUCACAAUUAUUUUGUAUAUGUAUGUAAGUAAAAUGCUACACGAUAUGGAGGUAGGCAAAGUUACAUGUAUAACAUGGACGGCAAAUGACGAGAAUUAUACCUCAUUCACUGCAAUAGACGAUAAAUAUACGUCAUUCAAAAAGACGACAAAUAUACAUCAUUCACUGCAAUAGACGUUAAAUAUACGCCAUUCAAAAAGACGACAAAUAUACGUCAUUCACUGCAAUAAUUCGUUGUCCAGAAACCAUAGAAUAUUUACAAUGGCUGCUUACUUCAAACAGCAUCUUUAAAUCAUCUGAUUAAACAGGUAUAACCCGACGAAUGGGGAGACGAUUUUUAAAUCGUACACGGUGAUCGAUGAGAGAAACUGGAACCUCGACCCAAGGUCAAAUGUCACGUCGAUGUAAUUCGAUAGGACCAUCAAAAAUAAUCCCAAAUCAUUGCCCAUAUAUUGUGCCACAUGAUAUAUAUAUACAACGUGUCCCGACUGAAUGAAUACGUUAUUUGUUUAAACAGUUGUUCAAACAAUAUCCAAGAAUACUGACAUAAUGUGACACGUUUGAAAUAUUGUAUAAGCACAGUUAAUCACUCACUCGCUGUGCUUGUUUUUGAUGGAUGUUUUAAUUUAUUCCUGCACGAGUGGCAACUUGCUAUUGGAUUUCAGCAACAUUUUUACCACACGCAAUAAUAUUUUACUGGCGUUUUUCUUUCAACACGUGUUUGCUGACACUAAAGGCCACACACAGUUUACAGGAUUAAAGGGCAGAUACUUGAUGUGUCACUGUCCAUCGUAUAACACUUUCAAUAAUCAAAGGGAAUCUCUCAAAGCAGAGAUCUUUGUACGAUUCCAACUAUGUCAAGCAUGUGUUGAAUUACUUCCAAAUAAUGAUGAUACCAUCAAAACACAGGCAGUGGCAGGUCAAUUGUUCUUAACAGGAACAUGUGAUUAGUCAAAGUAGGGAGUUGCUUUACAAAUCAUUUAUGUCGCUGAUGCAUCAGAUUUAACAAUGUGCUCUUGCAUACGAUAGAAAUCUUUCAAAGCUGUACUUAUGGCUUGAUCUCUUGGUACCCUGCUAUUACACUAUUUGAUGCAGUUUACUGCUCUCUGCUCAUGUAGUUUAGAUGGGCAUUGGCUACUUGACCAUCAUUCAACAAUAUGAUCAGAUUAUCGAUCUUAAGUUUGAGUUGAACAUAUUUUCAGUUUCAACUGAUUUUACCAAUCCGAGCAUGAAUUUCAACUGAUAUGCAUGAAGAAGUAGUUCAACAAGGAAGGGAGCACAGUUGAUGCCUAGAGGAUGCCUAUUUCUUGCCAAAACAUCCUAUUCCUGAAUUUCAUGAGGAAAUUAAGAAUUUCACAUAUUAUUUUCGCACUAGUCUUUAAAAGAUUGCUCUGAACCUUUGGACAUAGAGAAGUAAAUAAUCUAUGGCGGUACAGUGGAAAAUGCCCUGUAGAUGGAGAUUUCAUUAAGUAUGUCAUAGAACAGAGAAUCGUAGAAAAGAUUUUGAUGUAACCGUACUGUAUUCUUUUUUAAAAAGGCAAAUAAUCAAGAAAAUCCUUUCUGUGUUCAGAAUGAACAUAAUAUUUUGCCACGAUUAUCAGAUACUGUAUGUAAAUAUAACGACGUCAAAAUCACGUCAAAACGAAUGAGAGACAUUUGUGUAUGUUUACAGCAUAUACUUUUGCCAGAUCAAAAUGUUGUGUUUAACAUGAUGCAGAUGUAACUUAAGAGGAGUUUAAAAUAAAACAUACACCACAUA